AUGGUUUUUAAACCAUUCACACACCUCGCGCGCCAGACCUUUUCCAAGACUUUUGUCCACGGGUACGCCCAGUCUGUCGUUGCCGCCUCGCAAUCCUCCUAUGCUCCGUCAGCCUCCUCCCUAAACCAGAUCACUUCGAUCCCACAGACUGCAAAGUUCACCCGCACUGCGCAGCUUCAAAAUGCUUUCCAGAACGCCUCUGGCUCGUCGUCCAACGCUGGUGGUGCAAAGGCUGGCCACGCAGCUUCCACCACUACCAGCGGUGACUCCGGCCUAGCCGCAUACUACGCCGCGUGGCAGCAUGCCCAGCAGACCGGCGAUGACAGUGACUGGAAGCAGUUCCAGUUCACCAAACGCAUUGGCUGGAAACCGACCAAGGAAGAGGUCCUAAAGGAGGGUCUAGAGGACUCGGACGUCGACCAACUUGCCGCAUCCGUAUCGAGAGCACGAAGCCGGAAUGAAAUCCGCACUUCGAGGAACGUCGAGAGUGCUCCCGUCGACAAGGAUGUGAGCGCAAGGGUCGACGAGGCAGUUGCCAGGGAGAUCCAGGAGAUCCAGGAGGCACAUGCCCUCGCAGAGUCGGAAUAUAAUGCCUCCGCCAUCGAGUCCGGAAGCGAACUUUUUGACAUCGAGAGCGGCGCCCAAUCUGAUCGAACCCCUGCGUCUUCCGUUCAGGAGGCCAUCGUCUCCCCCAGAACUCCCGUGAACGAUCACAGUCUGUAUGAGAAGAAACAGGGCGAGUCUCGAUCGAAUACUGUCGUUGAGUUGGCUAGGGACGGAGCACAUGCUAAAGUUCCAGCUGCCUUCGAGAACCUCUUGAGAGACGGUGUCAAACCCACUGCUACCGCCUACAAUGCUCUCCUCGAGGCUGCAAUCCGUCUUCACCCAGAAACGCACAAUGCCGUCCCCAAGGCCCUCGAUGUCUACUCCGAUAUGCUCCGUCGAAGCGUCAUGCCCAACGAGCAGACGUACAAAAUCAUCGUUCAACUCUUGUCUACCCGUGCCUUGGACUGCCUCCGCAUGGCCAAGGACCUGGAGCAAUCACGAGCACGAUUCGGUGGUAUGGAAGAACCAGGCAAAUUCAUUUUCCAAUCUAGCGAAGUCGAGCACGAACUCUUGACCGAAGACCAUUCCCUUCCCAUUGCUCUCAAGCUAUUCAACGUUGCUACCGCCCGACAUGCCGAUAUUGCUUUCCCGCUCCCUGUCUACCGCUCUCUCCUCACGGCUUGUGCCAUGCAGGGAGACAUUGACCAGAUGAUCGAGAUAUUCGCGCACAUGGAAGCUAACAAGGUCGCUCCCCACGCGGCCAUGUUCCCGCCUAUGAUCGAUAUUUUCUCCUUGAAGGGCGAUUUCAAGAGUGCCGUUGAAUGCUACAACGAGUACAAAACCCUGGCUAUUGCUGAUAACAGCGGGAUUUUCGGGGUCGUUGAACGUCAAGACGGUGAAGUCUACGCAUCUGUCAUUAAAGCCUACCUAUCCUGUGGAAACGAGGGCGGAGCACGCCGAUUCUUCGACAAGAUCCGCGCUUCCUUCAACGGCGUCGAGAAGCAGGCAGAGCGUCUCCAGGCUGUCGAAGAGGUCAUCGUCAAGGACGGUUUCGUCCAACACUUCCUCAACAACCGCAACUAUGCUUCAGCACUGCACAUCGCCCAGACUCAACUGCAAGGUCAAGCCCUAACAGAUGCGGCUUUGAAAAUCUGCAUUGCGUCCGCUGAUGCCAACGAUAUAUCCACUGCAACCAGCGCAUACAAUCUCCUCACCGUGGAUGCUGCCAGCUCCGUUGAGCCAGCUAUCGCCAUGCUAGCCCUUCACAUUCGCCAGGGCAGCUUGGACUUGGCCAAACCUUUCUGGGAUGUUCUCUCCUCUUCUUCUCGUGUCACUGCAAGCUUCAUCCAGCCUGUAGCCAUGUAUACCAUCGCACUGUUGAAGAGCGGACAAAUUGAAGAAGGCCUUAUGGACGCCCGAAGUAUGUUCUCCCGCAUUCGCAGCGCCAACGCCAGCUCCACCGCCAACGAGCAGAAGCAGCGUAUCCGCGAAGAGAUUGAUGAGGCUAUGGACUUACUUGGUCGCGUUCUUAUUCAAGCUUCAGCACCGCUCUCGCCCCAUUCCGCCAUGACACUGAUGUGGUGUAUGGUUGAGAAUGGUGGACUUGUCUCGCCCGUCGCUGAGUAUGUGGUUGCCAGUCUAGGUCCAAUGGGUAUUUCUCACUUGACUGCUAGAGACCUUACUCUUGCCAUGCAAGUACAAGCUGGCAUGCUGGUUAAUGGUUCAACGCUAUUCGAUGCUGCCCACCCACUCCGCUUUGUCCAUAUGCUCGAGGUCGCCAUGAACACUGGCAUUCGCCUGGAUGAAUACACCAAGCAGCUACUUGACCAAGGUGUUGCAAAGUUGGGUGAUGUCCGUUCAGACAUUGCGCAGAAAUGGCAUCACUAUCUCCACGGAAGCGCUCCUACAUUUGUCACACCACAAUACAAUGCACCUGCACCGGCAGCACCGCAACCCCAGGCCCAACCCUCACCUAGACUCAAGCCAACGAGGCCAGAAGACUCGUUCGACCCAUACGCCCACUCCACGGACUUCAGAGGCUCAUCGAUAAUCGCCGAGCUGCUAGAGAACCCACGCGGUCGUACCGAGGACCAUCUUAACGAGGCCAUGAUCAAGUUCAAGAACAUGCGCCGAAUUGGUCGCCACCCUCGCUACAUUACGUAUGCUAAGCUGAUUACUGCUGCUGCUAAAUGCGGACGCAUGAACAUGGCACAUGAGAUUCUAGGCAUGGCUAAGCACGAUGUUCCACUGAUCCCACAGUACAAUGCUGUCAAGUAUGGUUGGACCUCUAUCCUGGACGCCAUGGUUGCUGCUUGCCUGACUACCGGUGAGCGUAACCUGGCAGCCAAAUAUCACCAGGAGUUGUUGAACAUGGGUUCUGCUCCAUCCGCUAACACGUUCGGUCUCUACAUCACAACCCUAAAGGAGUCGACCAAGACCUUCGAUGAAGCCACCGAGGCCGUCAAGGUGUUCCAUCGAGCGACAUCUGAGGGCGUCGAGCCAACCUCAUUCCUCUACAAUGCCUUGAUUGGUAAACUAGGAAAGGCUCGCCGCAUCGAUGACUGCCUGCUCUACUUUGCUGAGAUGCGCGCCAACAACGUCCGACCCACCAGCGUCACUUACGGAACCAUCGUCAAUGCCCUCUGCCGUGUCAGCGACGAGCGCUUUGCCGAAGAGAUGUUCGACGAAAUGGAGUCAAUGCCAAACUACAAACCCCGUCCAGCCCCUUACAACUCUAUCAUCCAAUACUUCCUCAACACAAAGCGUGACCGCUCCAAGGUGUUAGCAUACUACGAGCGCAUGAAAUCCAAGAACAUCCAGCCAACAAUGCACACUUACAAACUCCUUGUUGACGCCUACGCGUCUCUAGAGCCCGUCAACAUGUCUGCUGCCACAGCUGUUCUGGACUCUAUUCGUGCUUCCGGCCAGCUUCCUGAAGCUGUACACUACGCUUCUCUCAUCCAUGCUCGUGGAUGUGUACUCCAUGACAUGGCAGGGGCCCGUGAAACAUUCGACUCGGCCCUCUCUCAACCCCACCUCCGCCCACAAGCAUGCCUUUACCAGGCCCUCUUCGAAUCGAUGGUAGCUAACCACCAAGUCUCUGACACCCCUGCUGUGCUAGCCGAUAUGGCUGCCAACAAGGUUGCUAUGACCGCUUACAUCGCCAACACACUUAUUCACGGAUGGGCUGCGACAGGCAACGUCCGCAAUGCCAAGGCAGUGUAUGAUGGUGUAGGUCUUGAGAGACGCGAACCAAGCACAUACGAAGCCAUGACGAGGGCAUUUAUGGCCGUUGAGGACCAUGCCGGCGCUGACCAUGUGGUGCGCGAGAUGAUGUCUCGCGGUUACCCUUCGGCAGUUACCGGGAAGGUCCUAGAUUUGGUCAACGGUGGACAGCCCGCGUAG
This is a messenger RNA of Arthroderma uncinatum, 3951 nucleotides long. RefSeq names its product pentatricopeptide repeat protein. Gene Ontology annotation, molecular function: protein binding. Lineage: Eukaryota; Fungi; Ascomycota; Eurotiomycetes; Onygenales; Arthrodermataceae. The transcript has a single exon. The coding region runs from base 1 to 3951 and encodes 1316 amino acids. The record is from RefSeq and is a predicted model, not a curated record.